Messenger RNA from Rana temporaria (common frog), 928 nucleotides. RefSeq names its product probable tRNA(His) guanylyltransferase. Gene Ontology annotation, biological process: tRNA modification. Bases 35 to 835 code for a protein of 266 amino acids. The record is from RefSeq and is a predicted model, not a curated record. NCBI's taxonomy places the organism in Eukaryota, Metazoa, Chordata, Amphibia, Anura, Ranidae. Gene Ontology annotation, molecular function: tRNA guanylyltransferase activity; magnesium ion binding. The transcript has a single exon.
GUUGAAGUUGCCGGGUGCAGUGUGCUGCAGAGGCAUGGCGAAGAGCAAGUUUGAGUAUGAGAGGGAGUUCGAGGCGGCGGACACAUGUCUACCCAACUGCUGGGUGGUGGUGAGAGUGGACGGGAGGAACUUCCACAGGUUCUCGGAGCAGCAUAACUUUGUGAAACCCAAUGAUAUCCGUUCUAUCCAGCUCAUGAACCGCUGUGCACAGAACGUGAUGGAGGAACUGAAAGACAUCUGUCUGGCGUAUAGACAAAGAGAUGAGUACAGCUUUGCCUUUCACAAGAAAUCUAACUGGUACAAAAGACGCGCAAGCAAGUUUAUGACACAUGUGGUUUCACAGUUUGCCUCCAGUUUUGUCUUCUACUGGAAGGAGUUCUUCCCGGAUCAGCAGAUCUUGUACCCUCCUGGGUUUGACGGUAGAGUGGUAUUGUAUCCCAGUGAGCAGAACCUAAAGGAUUAUCUCAGCUGGAGACAAGCUGACUGCCACAUCAACAAUAUGUACAACACUGUGUUCUGGAUGCUGGUCCAGAGGGGAGGAUUAACUCCAGCGCAGGCUCAGAAAAGGCUACAGGGAACACUUUCUGCCGAGAAGAAUGAAAUCCUAUUUUCAGAGUUUAACAUCAACUACAAUAAUGAGCCUUUAAUGUACAGGAAAGGAUCAGUCAUCCUAAAAAGGAAGGUAAAUGAAAUCAGCAAGAAGGUAAUAAAGCUAGAAGGUGAGGAGGAGAGAGAAGUGGAGGUAUCUCGCUUACGGAACCAAUUUGCCAUUCUGCAAUGUGAUGUCAUUGGUGACAAGUUUUGGGAAGAAAACCCAGAUAUAAUUUUCUGGUGAAAGCUGAUGAAGGUGUUUUCCACCUGUUUUUUUUUUUCCUUUCUGCUUCUUGACGAGGUAGCAUAAUUAACACCACUGGGAUGUAUGGACCAA